Molecule: messenger RNA, 885 nt
Organism: Prorocentrum cordatum
Lineage: Eukaryota; Dinophyceae; Prorocentrales; Prorocentraceae
Source: the annotation of a GenBank genome assembly
AUGGAGGAGAAGGAGCAGAAGGAGGCGGAGGGCUCCCAGAGCCUGCUGAAGGCACUCGAGGAGAAGAUCACGGGCGCGGUCUCUUCCCAGGGGGAGAAGCAGCGCGCCGUGGCCGACGACGCCGCGGCGAAGAAGGUGAAGCAGCUGGAGGCGGAGUUGCUGGAGCUCAAGCGCGAACAUGAGGCGGCCGACCUGAAGGUGCAGCGGCGGGUGGUGGAGCUCCUGGAGGCGAGCACUAACAAGCAGAAACUGCUGGACAAGGCGGACCAGGAGAGGCACGAGCUCCAGCAGAAGGCCGAUGCCCUCGCCAAGAAGCUGCGGGAACGUGACCAGCAAGAGAGCGACGUGGAGGAGAGGCAGGCUAAGUACGCCCACGACGCCCACGACGCGCGGCUGGAGGCGGAGCGCGAGCGCGCCCGCGCCGACGCGGCGGACCGCGACCGCGAGCGGCAAGUCGCGGAGGCCAAGCGAGCGGAGGAGGACCUCCAGCGCGCCAAGGCCGAGUCCGAGGACGCGAGAGCGCAGGUCGACCGCCUCCGGGAGCAGGUGCGCUCCCUGCGUCGGGAGGCGGACCAGGCUGAGGAGGAGCGGCGCGAGGCGCAGCGGCAGCUCCAGGCCCUUCGCGGCGGCGGGGCCGGUGCCACCACGCCCGCGGGCGCCCGCGAGCCUGGAGCUGGAGGCGCCACCGCUGCGGCCGGCCCUGCCGCGUGGGCCCCAGCGCCGCCGGCCGCCACGGCGCUGCCGCUGGCCGCGGCCGGUGCGGGCGGCGGCCACGGCGAGGAUGGCCCGGGCGCUUCGGACGCUUCUCCCGGGAGCAGCGUGCAGGCUGCUGCCGAUGUGGCUGCCGAAGGUUUGGGCCCACCUCCAGAUCAAAUUCCUGUGUGA